UGUAUCUCUCUUCUUCUCUCUCUCUCCCCUCACCCCUCCAUUUGUUGUUGCGAGAUCUAAUCUGAAGACCCAAAGAAGAGCAUGAGUCCAGCUAACCUGGGAGGUCAGUUUGGAGACACCACUUACACCAAGCUCUUCGUGGGCGGCUUGGCUUGGGAGACCCACAAGGACACCAUGAACAAAUACUUCCAACAGUUUGGGGAUAUCUUGGAAGCCGUUGUUAUUACCGACAAGGCCACCGGUCGAUCCAAAGGCUAUGGAUUUGUCACUUUCCGGGACCCCGAAGCCGCUAUGAGGGCUUGCGUCGAUGCUGCUCCGGUCAUCGAUGGGCGGAGGGCUAAUUGCAACCUCGCUUCUCUUGGGCUUCAAAGAUCCAAACCCUCAACACCCAACCACGACAAAAAGAAAUGGGAAUUGGCAGGCGGCGGCGGCGGCGGAGGUGGCGGUGGAGGAAGAAACUUUAGGGUAUUGAGCUGUUUCCAGAGUGGAUUUGGAGGGAAUGUUGGAUCAGCUUUUCAUUCAACACCAACUUUCCCUCAUUAUGCUGUCCACCAAGGGAUCCCUUACAAUCUCUAUGGGUACUCUUCCUAUUCACCCGACUACAAUUACCCUACGAGCUAUUACAAUGUGUACGGCGGCGCAACUGCUCAGUAUCCUAUGUAUAGUACUGGUCCCGGCGGCUUAAUGAGUGGUGCGGCGGCGUUCUACCCGUAUUUCCAGUUUGGGGAAGGAAGUGCCGGCGGCGGCGGAGCCAAUGGGUUCAGUGCUGGUUCUGGUCAACAGGGUUAUGGGGUUCAGUACCCUCACCAUCUGUUUCAGUACUCGGCUGGGAUUAAUUCAACUGCAACCACGUUCCCACAGCACUAUGGUGGUCCUCCUAUGUCUCUCCCGCCCACGCCACCCACCCUGCCGUCAGUGUUUUUUGCUGUGCCACAGGCGUGACAAUGGCUCUAACUACACCAAUCCCACAUCGCUAGAGAGACACAAAACCCUCGUCUCUCAACACUCUUUCCUACGCCUACGCCUACGCCCUAACCAUGGUUCCAUCUCUCAAUCUCUCUCUCUUUAUUUCACUCACUCUAACACCAACCAACACACAUGCUCCUUGUCGGGGCUGAAUCAAACCGAACCGAACCAAACCAAACCAACCCCCAAAACUCACCUCCAAAGUUGGAGCAAAAUCAUGCAUUUUCAUUUGUUCAUUUCAUUUUGUGAAAAUGGUUUUAAUGCAAGGUACAAAGGGGGGGGUGAUCCCCCCUUUUUGUUGUAAGUUGAUGAGCCGUAGGAGUGGCUCUUAAGGACAUUACAACAAUCACCCUUUUUCAAAACACAAACACUUGUUGGGUUUGCAUCAAAAUUGUAAAUUUCAUUCCAAAACAGCACACCCAUUUCUUCCAUCACUUAGAACAACAAGAAAGCUAAUAUUUUUCCCAACUUUUGAUCUUCAUUAUCAUCAUCUGUAAUUAAAUUUGAAGUAGGAGUAAAAAGUAAUAUGAGAAGAAAUUCAGAUUUUAAAGAAUUAGUAUUAUUAGUUUGACAUAUUCCUCUUGGGGUAAGGGGAUUAAUUAACUCUUAAGCUACCAUAUUAGUUUGUUGUAAUUAAAAUUAAGAAACAAUGGUUGUUGAACUUAUGGGAGUUACAACCUGGUUUAAUUUUUGGUAAACCAAAGCACAAAUAUUGCUGUUGGUUUAACAUUAUUUUUUUGUUUUAAUCAGAAAUUUAGGAUUAGGGUUUAAAGCAUCAUCCAUGAUUUUGAGAUGAUCCAUUAAUGGAUAUGGAGCUCUCAAAAUAAGCAUUUUGCAUGUGAGGCAUUGGGAGAUAUUUGGGUUCCCUUUGGCUUCUUCUUCUUCUUCUUCUUCUUCUUCUUCUUCUUCUUCUUCUUCUUCUUCUUCUUCUUCUUCUAACCCAAUCAACCAACCAAGCAACCAACCAUGGUUAGGACAUAGGCCAACUUCAUGUCUUUCUUCAUUUCUUGCUCUCCAAUUCUGCUGUGUUUUAUGUGUCUGCGUGUUCGAGGGCUUCGGGUGGACCUUGGAAACACUGUGUUUUAAUUAAUUAUGUCGCUAAAAGAAGAGCCUUUUUUUGUUUUUUUUUUUUCCCUUUUCAUGUCUUUGUUUUAUGGUUUGUAAUGUAAUUAGAUGUUGGGUACCUUUCUUUCAUAUCAGCACUUCUACUAAGAUUCAGUUCUUCAUCAGCUUGCUCCUUUGCAGCUGCUUGAUGAAUAACCUACGUACCUCAAUAUUAAUUGCUUCUUUCUUUCUC
This is a messenger RNA of Cucurbita pepo subsp. pepo (vegetable marrow), 2263 nucleotides long. The record is from RefSeq and is a predicted model, not a curated record. Lineage: Eukaryota; Viridiplantae; Streptophyta; Magnoliopsida; Cucurbitales; Cucurbitaceae.